GUUUUGGGGGGGAUGGAGGCGAUUGCCAGUCAGAUGGGAACGGGGAGAGACUCAAGCUCCUCCCCGAAUUCAAAGCAAGAGCUGCAGCCCUACUCGGGCUCCAAUCCCCUCAAGCCCAACCAAGUGGGUGAGACCUCCCUGUACGGCGUGCCCAUAGUGUCCCUGGUCAUCGACGGGCAGGAGCGCCUGUGCCUGGCGCAGAUCUCCAACACCCUGCUCAAGAACUACAGCUACAAUGAGAUCCACAACCGGCGGGUGGCGCUGGGCAUCACCUGCGUGCAGUGCACCCCGGUGCAGCUGGAGAUCCUGCGGCGGGCCGGGGCCAUGCCCAUCUCGUCCCGGCGCUGCGGCAUGAUCACCAAGCGGGAGGCGGAGCGGCUCUGCAAGUCCUUCCUGGGCGAGCACAAGCCGCCCAAGCUGCCGGAGAACUUCGCCUUCGACGUGGUCCACGAGUGCGCCUGGGGCUCGCGGGGCAGCUUCAUCCCGGCCCGCUACAACAGCUCCCGGGCCAAGUGCAUCAAGUGCGGCUACUGCAGCAUGUACUUCUCGCCCAACAAGUUCAUCUUCCACUCCCACCGCACGCCGGACUCCAAGUACACGCAGCCCGACGCCGCCAACUUCAACUCCUGGCGCCGCCACCUCAAGUUGAGCGACAAGACGGCCACGGACGAGCUGAGCCACGCCUGGGAGGAUGUCAAGGCCAUGUUCAACGGCGGCACCCGCAAGCGGACCUUCUCCCUGCACGGGGCGGCCGCCGCCUCCUCGGCCGCCAAGGCCGCCCUGCACCCGCCGCCGCCCGGCGGAACCGAGCUCGCCCCGGUGCACAAGAGUCUACGCUGCAGCGGCGAGGAGGCGCCCGGGGAGCGCGGCGCGCUGAGCUUGGCCGGGGCGCACGGCGGGGCGGCCGGGGCGCACGGCGGGGCCGGCGCGGUACGCAGCUACCCGGUCAUCCCGGUGCCCAGCAAAGGCUUCGGUAUGCUGCAGAAGCUGCCGCCGCCGCUCUUCCCGCACCCUUACGGCUUCCCGGCCGCCGCCUUCGGGCUCUGCCCCAAGAAGCAGGACGACUCGCUGGGCGGAGCCGGCGGGGGCGAGCCCGGCAAAGGGGGCGCCCUGCCGCCGGGCAUGUUCUGGGGCCACCCGCACCCCCCACCCGCACCAACCCCAGCAGCCGCCGCACCAGCCGGCGCCGGCAAGGACAGCGGCGUCUACCCGCCCUUCCCCAUGUUCUGGCCGGCCGCCGGCAGCCUGCCCGUGCCGCCCUACCCGGCCCAGAGCCAGGCCAAAGCGGCCGCUACCGCCGUGGUGGUGGCGGCCGCUGCAGCCGCCGCCGCGGCCGCCGCCGACCCGCCGGGCCUGGGCGGCCGCCACAGCGAGCUGGAGGGCUCGGAGCCGUCGGGGAGCGGGCGCAGCAGCGCCACCCCGCAGGAGGGCUCCGGGGCGGACGGCGAGCGCUGCUCCAGCGCCCUCUCCAGGGCGGCCGCCGAGGAGGAGCGGUCCGGGGACGAGGCGCUGCUGCCCCCGCUGCCCCUGCCCAGGAAGGGCAGUUACCUGUCCGCCUUCCGCCCCGUGGUGAAGGACGCGGAGAGCAUCGCCAAGCUCUACGGCACCCGGGAGGCCUACGGUGGGGCGGGCCGGAGCGCGGCCGGCUACCUGUCCCCGGACUUCCUCAGCGAGGGCAGCUCCAGCUACCGCUCCCUCUCGCCCGGCGCCGACACGGCCGACGAGCCCGAGGUGGACGUGGAGUCCAACCGUUUCCCCGAGGACGAGGAGGAGGAGGCGGCCGCCGUCGAGGAGGCGGAGGAGCCGCCGCCUCUGCGAGGAGAAAGCCGGGGAGCAGGGGCCGGAGGAAGGGAACCGGCCGCCGCCCGAGGGGAGCCCGCAGAGGAGCAGCAGCAGAGGCGGCUACGAGGUGGGGGGCUCCGCCGGGGACCCCGCUCCAAGCUGGGCCCUUCCCUACCUAGGGCGCUGCGCUCACGGGCGCGCAGAGACGGUAGCGCCGGGCCUGGGUGCAAGGUCUCAGCCCCCGGGAGAGGCCAGGGCGGCGCAGGCAGGGUCCGGGUCUACACCCAGGAAAGAGAAGACCAUCUGCAGGCUCUGAAGAACGCUGCUUCACUGGGGCCUGCAACCACGUAUCUUUGCAACCCCGAGGCAAAUGAGCAAGAUAAGGACGACAAUCACUCGACAGCAGAGGAUUUAGAGACCAGCAAAUCCUAUCAAGACCAAAGGAAUGUCUCGCAUCCAAGCCCUGUAAAUACCGACAGAGGUGAGGAAGGUCUCAGCAUUGACUUUAUGGGGACCCAACUAGUUGAAAAAGACAUUGAAAAUCUGGCAAGAGACGAAUUGCAAAAAUUGCUCCUGGAGCAAGUGGAGCUUAGGAAGAAAUUAGAACGGGAAUUCCAAAGUCUGAAAGAUAAUUUUCAGGAUCAGAUGAAGAGGGAGCUGGCGUAUAGGGAAGAAAUGGUCCAACAGCUACAAAUCGUCAGAGAUACCCUGUGUAACGAACUGGACCAGGAGAGGAAAGCUCGCUACGCCAUCCAGCAGAAGUUGAAAGAGGCCCACGACGCGCUCCACCACUUCUCCUGCAAAAUGCUCACGCCUCGCCACUGCACGGGGAACUGCUCCUUCAAACCGCCCCUGCUACCCCAAUGAACCCCCCCCCCUUCCCGCCAAAGCCAUGCGACUUCGGAGUGUGAAUAGCCGGCAGCCCCUUGCGCCGCGAAAGGGAAAACCCAGCCACAAGCCAUUUCUAAGGAGACACGUGUAAAUACAGGACUGCGUGGAGCUCUCGGGCUCAGCGUUUCUAGAAGUGUAAAUACAGCUCCUCCAGUCUGCGAAUCCGGGCAGCUGACCGCCAAGGUGUAAACGGACCAAAAGCGAAUUAACAAAACAAAACGCCCCCAGACACGGUCCGCUGUGAAUCGGUUCUAUCCAAGGAAUCCUGCAAGCAACUUUCUCCUUGCUCACUGUCUGCCCCCUUCAUGCCUACCUGUCUGUUCACUUCUUGAAACCCUUGUCUAGACUGGAAAAAGUGGCUAUGUGCAAUGGAUAUAAAUGUACUGUGAUUUCUCUUGGUCCAGUAUUUGUUGACUUUUUAUUUAUUUAUUUAUGAUGUAUAUUUAUUUCCCCUCCACGCUCCCUUGCAAAUGAUGGAUGUGACAGCACUUUAUCGGGCGGUUUGCGACUCACGGUACACCCAAGGAAAGGAGAAAUAAAUAAAAACAACCCUGCCCCUGUUGUGGGGGGAGACAC
Chrysemys picta bellii (western painted turtle) is the source of this 3249-nucleotide messenger RNA. The record is from RefSeq and is a predicted model, not a curated record. NCBI's taxonomy places the organism in Eukaryota, Metazoa, Chordata, Testudines, Emydidae.